GCAUAGAAAGAUAGAGCUUUUUUUUCUCUAUCAGACUAUAUAGAAAGAAAGUUAUUUAAGCCUACUAUACGGUAUUAAAGUGUCACUGCCCGUACUUUUCGUAUGCCCUAAGUAUAUAUAUACAAUCCACAGUAAUCCAGUUUUUCACUUUCAAAUCCGUUUGAGAUCAAGCUAACAAUGAUAUUGUUAGGCUUAAUUUCGAAAUCAUAAGUUUUUGAAAUGACAGCGACAAAAAUUAUGUCAAAAAAAAAUGCUAAAAGUUUGACUUAUCAAUAUCUCAGCAUUGCAAGAUCUUUGAGAGAUAUCUUUUUAUUUUCAGACAGGAUUCCAGUUUUUAAAUCAUCAAGUUUUUAAAAGGAAAGCCUAGACAAGGUUUCUGAAGGAAGGACUACUUUUCUUUCAUCAAAAAUACUUCGUUUUACAUUAUUCUGUAACUUUCAAACUAAUGUGUUCAAAAGAAAGAUUCAUUAUAAACUUGACACCUUUCAUUGAAUUCAAUUUUCAAUUUAUACUGCUUUAGAGUACUACUCUCUUUCUCAUCCUUUUAUAUUUAUCAAUCAUACGCAAAUCUGGUCAUAAUUCAAUUUCGCGAUAAUUAAUUGAUUGCAAAUUGGCCGCUUUUUUGGAAACACAAUAAAAAUGAUACAAUACAAUUUUUUUCGUUCCAAAAAGCGGUCAUUUUUCACUAAUUGGCUUAAUUUUCGGCUGCAAUUAGGAAGCUACGAUAUUAUCUGCUCGUUCUGACGAUUCAGAUCGAGAAUUAGCAGUUGUGAAAAAGAAAUUUCCAUUUCUUCAUCAAAAAUUUAAUAUUGAUUCUAUUUACGGUAGUUAUUCAUUAGAAAGUCUUGAUAUUGGUGCUCGUUCAUUUACAUUGGUAAAAAAUGGACGAACAGUUGUAAUAGUAAGAAAAAAAUUCUUCGCAUUAUCUGAUAUAUAUGGUGUUGAAAUUGUUGGUGAUGAAGAUCAAGCAUUCAUUCUAGCCGUUGUUAUUGAUCAAGUUUUAUACGGCAAAAAGAAUUAA
Messenger RNA from Rotaria sp. Silwood2, 1021 nucleotides. The record is from the annotation of a GenBank genome assembly. Lineage: Eukaryota; Metazoa; Rotifera; Eurotatoria; Philodinida; Philodinidae.